Papilio xuthus (Asian swallowtail) is the source of this 1080-nucleotide messenger RNA. RefSeq lists its product as uncharacterized. The coding region runs from base 288 to 1067 and encodes 259 amino acids. The record is from RefSeq and is a predicted model, not a curated record. Gene Ontology annotation, biological process: multicellular organismal reproductive process. NCBI's taxonomy places the organism in Eukaryota, Metazoa, Arthropoda, Insecta, Lepidoptera, Papilionidae. The transcript is spliced from 5 exons.
AGCAACGAUGGUCACCGAUUUUUUAUAUCGAGACAUAAACAUAGAACAUAGUUUGUUUCCGGAAAAAGAAAUGACUUUGAGAAUGACACAAGUACGCAGAUCGGGUUAAUUAGUCACAUAUCCAGUAGUGCGCCGUACUUGCCAUGUCCUGCAGACCUUAGACACGAGGCCGCAUAUAUCACAUAUGGUAUAAACACACGACCAGUUCUCAUCUAUUAUAAAAGCGUUUAACAUCAUUGGAAGUAAUCUUAGCGAUAAUUCAAACGUAUCAGACGCCUCGUUCCAAUAUGAAAUACUUAGCAAUUUGUGCUUUCGUUCUAUGUGCACAUAAUGUUGCGGGAAGGAGAAUAACUAAUACAACAGACGUACACAAUGAAGAUCAUGGGAAAAUGAAUGAAACACAAAUGUGCCACUACAGUGACCCGGACAUCGCAAACUGUAUAAAGCGUAUGGCGGAGCAAGCGCGGCAAGUGCUGGCCCACGGCAUACCAUCUCUCAACAUACAGCCCCUCGAGCCUCUCAAAAUACCCAACAUAAGACUGAGACAACACAAUGCUCCCAAAUCUGGCUUCAAAUAUGAUGCGUGGUUCUCUGAUGUUGAACUCCGUGGACUUACGAACUACACAUUCAAUAAGUUGGACGUUUAUCCACAAGAAUUGAAGGUUAACACGAACAUAAGUCUGCCGCACCUUGCCAUGAGCGGAGAAUACGUAGUCAUCGGACAGUUUCAGAUGCUGCCUGUUGAAUCAACGGGCAAAAUGGCCGCUAACUUCACUCUGUGUACGGCGGCUUUAGAAGCGGUCGGUGCUAAAGUUCAUAAAAGAAUAGUGGUCCGCGAUGCCAACGUCAAGCUGAAAUGUGCUGGACAAUUGAGCGCUGACCUCAUGGAGGCACACUCCACAACACAUGAAAUGGAAAUGAUAACAAGUCAUCUAAUCGGAAUGCACUCUUCAGAGAUAGCUAAAGAAGUACAGCCGGCUGUUGAGACAGCGCUCGCGAUGGUCCUAGAAGAUAUCGCCAACAAAUUCCUCAAACGUAUCCCAUCUAACAUGGUUUUCCCAAAUUAAAAAAAAAAAUCUA